CAGGAGGCGCUGCGCUUAAUUGUUUAUGUUUUAUUUAUUAAACUAAUAAGCAAGUGAUCGAGUGAUAACUCGCUCGUCGUAACAUAAAAGUCAUUUUUCGUAACGUCAACUCAUUGAAAUAUUUAACUGUCAAGUAAAAUUGAAACAAUGGCUCAAGUUAUUCCGACAAUCGAUCAAGUAAAGGCAGAAGCCAUGGAGAUAUUCCGCAAGGAAUUUGGUGAUGAUCCAGAUAUUUGUGUCUUUGCUCCAGGAAGAGUCAAUUUAAUUGGAGAGCACACGGAUUACAACGAGGGUUUUGUGCUCCCGAUGGCUCUGCCAAUGGUGACAAUUAUCGUGGGAAAAGUAAACGGUAAUAAAAAUUGCACUAUUGUGUCAACAAGUAAAUCCAUCACGACGACGAGCAAACUUGAGUUUGACGUAAGUGAUCGCAGCAAAAUAGCACCUGGUGAACCCAAGUGGGCCAAUUACGUAAAAGGUUGCAUUGCCUAUUUUCCAGCUGAUGUACCAGGAUUCAAUGCGGUGAUAGUAUCGACGGUGCCGAUGGGCUCGGGACUGAGCAGCUCAGCAGCUCUGGAAGUCGCAACUUACACUUUCCUGGAAGCUUUGACGGGCGUUGAGUGCAAAGAUCCGCGUGACAAAGCUCUGGUAUGUCAGAAAGCUGAGCACGAGUUUGCAAAUGUCCCUUGCGGUAUCAUGGACCAGUUCAUUUCGGUGAUGGGAAAGCAGGGGCACGCGUUGCUACUCGACUGUCGUGAUCUGUCCGUCACCCAAAUUCCCAUGGAUGGAAUUGAUGACUAUGUAUUUUUAAUUACAAAUUCAAAUUCACCCCACAAAUUGUCCUCGAGUGCGUUUAGAGAGCGGAGAGACGCGUGUUUUGAAGCUGCCAAGAUGUUGGGGAAGAAAAGUUUACGUGAAGUGACUCUGGAUGAUCUCGAGGUUUUGAAAAAACAAGGAGCUAGUGAAAUAAUUUUAAAAAGAGUCGGUCAUGUGAUAAAUGAAAAUUCACGUACACUAGCAGCCACUGCGGCGUUUCAAGCCGGUGAUUAUAUUAAAGUUGGUGAAUUAAUGAACGAAAGUCAUGAUUCACUGCGUGAUAAUUACGAGGUAUCGUCAAAUGAACUUGAUACGCUUGUAAAUACAGCGAGGAAAAUUCCCGGUGUGCUGGGGAGUAGACUAACAGGGGCUGGGUUCGGUGGCUGCACCAUUACCUUUUUGAAAAAGGACUCUGUUGAUCUCGUCAUCGCAGCUAUCAAUAAAUCAUACUCGGGGACUGCGUCAUUUUAUAUCGCGAGCCCGUCAGUGGGAACCGGAAAACUGGAUUGUAAAUAAACGAAAUUUUAUAUAUAAACAUAUAUAUAGUUAAAUGUAUAUUAGUAAUAAAAUAGACAAUAAUUUUAUACAACAACUUGAAAAAAAAAUAAUAAUAGUAAACACAUUACAAGUGUUUAAUUAUAAAUUUAAAAUAUUUAUCUUGGCAAUUUUUAAAAACUCAACUGCACUUAAUACUGAAACGUUUUUAACAAGUACUUGUUCAGUACAAUUAUAUAUAUAUAUCCUUCAAUGGAUUAUAGAAAUUGAAGAAAUGGCCGCUAGAUCUGUAAAAAAAUUUAAUUUAUUAUUUUUAAAAAUUUAACUCCUUUUUUUCUCUUAUGUUUUACCUCUCAAACUCUGGUUGAGUUCGUUUUCAUUUGAACAUAUGAUCAUAUUAGUGGGUUUGACGCCCUGGAAGAUGGUCGCGAUGCUGGACUUUAGGUUGUAAAAAAUAAGAGGCUGCCCGCGUUUAGCGAAAUCCUCGAUUAUGUUUUUUAUACCGCGUGCUGCGGUAAAGUCUGCGGCUUGAAUGUGCGUCGAGUCAAUUACAAUAGGAACCUGGACACCUUCUCGUGUUCCGUAUUUACUGAUCACUGCUCUCACGUACUCGACACUGGGGAAUGACAGACUUCUGUCUGGUGUUAUCAUCAAGUACUCAAAUUCUCCGGGGAUCUGUAAUUUUAAAAAUAAUUUGUUUACGUUUGGUUUGAAAAAAAAAGUUGUAUUGGUCGUUAAAUAAUUACCGUUAUUUUGCGAACACGCAACGAAGGUCUGGCAGACGCGUAAAGUAAGAAAAGCAAAUUAACACUUAUUCCAAUUAUCAUGCCGAGCUCCAAGCCGACAAAAAGACAGCAAACAAAUGUGACAACUGCCGGUAUUAGAUCAAUUUCUAAAAAAAAAAUAGUGAAAUCCAUUGAAAUAAAUGAAAAUUUUUAAAUGGAAUAAAGAAAAAAAUUUGUAAUUACUUUUACUUUUCCACAUGGGCUUGACCACAUGGAAUUCAACCAUAAAAAUAACCGCUGCAAUAAUAACCGCUGCGAGAAUACACUUGGGUACGUAAUAAAGAUAAGGGGUGAGAAAUUGUAGCGAUAAGAGAACGAGAACUCCCGUGUAGACACCACCGAAAGUUGUUUUAACACCCGAGGAAUGAUUUACGGCUCCACGACUCAGCCCUCCGCUGACGGGCAUCGAUUGGAAGAAUGAUGAGACCAAAUUACAGACACCUAGUGCCAGCAUUUCUUGGGUCGCGUCCACUGCCUUGCCAUCCG
Molecule: messenger RNA, 2579 nt
Organism: Microplitis mediator
Lineage: Eukaryota; Metazoa; Arthropoda; Insecta; Hymenoptera; Braconidae
Product: galactokinase-like
Exons: 5
Coding region: 148-1329 (393 amino acids)
Biological process (GO): carbohydrate phosphorylation; galactose metabolic process
Cellular component (GO): cytoplasm; cytosol
Molecular function (GO): ATP binding; galactokinase activity
Source: RefSeq, a predicted model, not a curated record